Molecule: messenger RNA, 2982 nt
Organism: Hemibagrus wyckioides
Lineage: Eukaryota; Metazoa; Chordata; Actinopteri; Siluriformes; Bagridae
Gene: chrna7a
Product: cholinergic receptor, nicotinic, alpha 7a (neuronal)
Exons: 10
Coding region: 176-1774 (532 amino acids)
Biological process (GO): nervous system process; regulation of membrane potential; signal transduction
Cellular component (GO): neuron projection; synapse; postsynaptic membrane
Molecular function (GO): acetylcholine-gated monoatomic cation-selective channel activity; transmembrane signaling receptor activity
Source: RefSeq, a predicted model, not a curated record
GAUUGGGGAAUUUACGUGCAUUUAAAGUGCUUGUAAUGAAACAAAGAGCAAAUGUCCUACUCGCCAAACUAGCUGAACUGAAUCUCAUGGAAUCUCACUGUUUUAAAGUGAAUUUGGGAGGGAAGGAUUUUAAUACGGGUUGUUUCGGAGAUCUGAGCUCCAAUCUGGCAACCGCAUGCACUUCAAUCUCCGUGCACACCGCAUACACACCGCAUUUACGAGCAUUUCCAUCCCUGAAGGAGGAGCGGGUCUGACUCGGGAUAUGUCCCCAGUCCUGAUUUAUUUCAUCCAGGCUAAAAUGGGCAUUUGUGGCUUUGCGCUUUGUUUAGCAAUCACUACAUGUUUGUGGAGGGCGUCCAUUCAAGGAGAAGCCCAGAGGAGGCUGUAUCGAGACCUUAUGAAAGACUACAACCCUCUAGAGAGGCCUGUGUUUAAUGACACUCAGUCGCUCACCGUAAACUUCAGCUUCAGCUUGAUGCAGAUCAUGGAUGUGGAUGAGAAGAAUCAAGUUCUCACAACAAACAUAUGGCUACAGCUGUACUGGUUCGAUCAUUACCUUAAAUGGAACGUCUCAGAAUAUCCCGGAGUGACGAGCGUCCGAUUUCCUGAUAGCCAGAUUUGGAAACCUGACAUCUUGCUUUAUAACAGUGCUGACGAGCGAUUUGACGCUACCUUUCACACCAACGUGCUAGUCAGCUCCAACGGCGCCUGCCAGUACUUACCACCAGGUAUCUUUAAGAGUACGUGCCACAUCGACGUGCGGUGGUUUCCCUUCGAUGUCCAGCGGUGCGACCUGAAGUUCGGCUCGUGGACGUACGGAGGCUGGUCUCUGGACCUGCAAAUGAUUGAAGCUGACAUUACAGGGUAUAUAGCUAACGGAGAAUGGGAUCUUGUAGAGGUUCCAGGUCGCAGGAACGAAAGGUUCUACGACUGCUGCAAAGAACCGUACCCCGAUGUGACGUUCACGGUGGUGAUGCGCAGGCGGACGCUGUACUACGGUCUAAAUCUGCUCAUCCCCUGUGUCCUCAUCUCCACGUUGGCUCUGCUCGUCUUCCUCCUGCCUGCAGAUUCGGGCGAGAAGAUCUCCCUCGGAAUCACAGUUUUGCUCUCACUGACUGUCUUCAUGCUGCUGGUGGCUGAAAUCAUGCCUGCAACAUCCGACUCUGUGCCUUUAAUCGCCCAGUAUUUUGCCACUACCAUGGUUAUUGUUGGGUUGUCGGUGAUUGCUACAGUUUGGGUCCUACAGUACCACUACCAUGAUCCUGAUGGAGGAAAAAUGCCAAGAUGGACACGGGUGGUGCUGGUGAACUGGUGUGCAUGGUUCUUGCGGAUGAAAAGGCCGGGUGAGGAGCGAGUGCGCUCAGCGUGCCACAACAAACUUCCACGCAGCAGCAUCUCCAGCGUAGAACCGACCAACGGAAACGUUCUCUACAUGGGCCUGCGUGGUAUGGAGAGCCUGCCCUGUGCCACGUCACCCGACUCGGGGGUGGUGUGUGCCCGCCUCAUGGGUGCGUCCGAAGAGGCUCCGUCAGUGAGCAGUGGUCAGGGAGACACAGAGCUGUCCAAGAUCCUGGACGAGGUGCGUUAUAUUGCUAAGAGAUUCCAUGACCAGGAUGAAGAGGAGUCUUUGUGCAGCGAGUGGAAGUUUGCCGCCUCGGUUAUCGACCGCUUGUGUCUCAUGGCCUUUUCCAUGUUCACCGUCCUCUGCACCAUCGGCAUCCUCAUGUCAGCUCCUAAUUUCAUCGAAGCCAUUUCCAAAGACUUCUUCACUUAAACAGUGUGUCUGUGUGUGUCUGUGUGUGUAGCUUUACUGCAGCUUUUCAGAAUUUAUUGCAAGUCAGCUGAAAAUGAAAUGUACACAGUUUUUCAUUCAAUGAUUUAAAGCAGCAAAGACAUAGCUUCUCAUACUAAUUAAGCAAACUUUAGACCCCAAAAGACUUUAUUUCUACAUUUAUGGUCAGAACAGUCUUUUCAGGAUGAAUUGGAUUGCCAGAAAUAAUAAGAAUAUUUAAGGAAAUGACUAAAAAAUUAGCAUAAGUUAAAGAUCAGCAAACGUCUGGUCAACUACAUGACAAACUUAAUAAGGCCAAAAAACAUUAGAAAGAUAACCGACUAUCAUACAAGGAAAUGGAUGAAAAUCUUUCUCAUUAUCUGUGUUUUCAUCUUUAUUUUCUUGCUUUUGCGCACCUCGGAAGGAUCCAAACAGCCACAGGGGAUUUACUUGGUGAUAUUUUUCCUCACUGACGUAAAAGCCUAAGAGAAGUCGUUAUUUAAAGCAGUCACACUCUUGGUUACUGACGGCACAAAUAUGCAAAUAUGAAGGGUUUAGGAAUGUAACGUGAGAUACGUCAGGUUAUGAAGAGGUAGGAUUAAUUGUUAACCCUGGAUAAAGCAUUUUGAGAGCUGUGAGUAAUGUCAAACAAGAUAACACAGGAUUCUGUUAAUGUGGGGUUUACUAGGACCCAGGGGAAAUAUUUGAGUUUGGAAAGCCCUGAAUUUGACUUGGCUGAUUGAUGAUGUGUGGAAAUUUCAUUUCUUAGCUGAAGCCAGUGAUAAAGGGUGGAAAUGACUUGCAGUGCUAGCAAUUGUCUGGUGGUUUGAAGUUAAAACACAAUCAGUUAUUCUGAGUUUAUACGUGAAAGUGAAAUAAGUGUGUAACGUAUCCGUAACUGUUCAUAUUAUCGAUUAUAAUCGCAAUAACCUUCACUCAGUAGCUGGACUAUCCCUUUAUACACACUGAUUUAAAGAUUUGCAUUUCUUUAUGUUAGAAAUAAAUAAUUCAAGCAAUGUUUCAGUUUAUUUCCAUGCGUAGAGUGCACAGAGUGAUCAGUGAUGCGAUCUAAUUUUUCACCUUUUUAACCGUAACACUAGGAAAAGCAGAUAGGAGAAGUCAUCAUUAUUCUGUGUAGGUCUGAGAUUUCUUUCUUUUCUUUUUUUUUCCAAAUUGCCUUUAUGAUGUAGAGUGACAAAUAAAGAUAUUUU